Sinocyclocheilus rhinocerous is the source of this 3087-nucleotide messenger RNA. RefSeq names its product signal transducer and activator of transcription 1-like. Gene Ontology annotation, molecular function: DNA binding; DNA-binding transcription factor activity. The transcript has 23 exons. The coding region runs from base 106 to 2256 and encodes 716 amino acids. Lineage: Eukaryota; Metazoa; Chordata; Actinopteri; Cypriniformes; Cyprinidae. Gene Ontology annotation, biological process: regulation of DNA-templated transcription; signal transduction. The record is from RefSeq and is a predicted model, not a curated record.
AGAAUAUAAGUCUUACGCAUACACAGUUUAGUCUACUUGUAUCUUGUAUCUACUUAGCCUGAGAUAUACUGCUUUUGUGCAUUGACCCAACUUCUAUGUUGAAAGAUGACACUCUGGAACCAGCUGCAGCUGCUGGACUCUCUGUAUUUAGAGCAAGUGGACCAGCUUUAUGAUGAGGCUUUUCCUAUGGAGAUCCGACAAUAUCUCAGUCAAUGGAUUGAGAGUCAUGACUGGGAAUCCAUCGCGAGUAAUGUAUCUUUGGCAACCCUGCGCUUCCAUGAACUCCUGAACCAACUGGAUGAGCACUACAGCCGUCUCAACCUAGGGAACAACUUCCUUUUACAGCAUAAUAUACGCAAAAUUAAGCGUAACCUACAGGAGCACUUCCAGGAGGAUCCUGUUCACAUGGCUAUGAUCAUAGCUAGCACUCUGAAUGAAGAGAGAAAGAUACUGGAAACUGCACUUAAUGCUCAAGAUAAAGGUGGCUCAUCACAGGGGAGUAUCAUGAUGGAACAGCAAAAUGAGUUGGGCAAUAAAGUCAACAAUUUGAAAACGAGUGUGCAGGAAAUUGAACAGGACAUUCAGGUUCUGGAGGAUGCGCAAGAUGAAUAUGACUUCAAGAGAAAUACUUUGCAGAGUCGAGUGGAAGCUGAAAUGAAUGGCCAGAUAACAAAAGCGAUCCAGCAGGAGGAAAUGGCACUUAGACAAAUGUUUGUUGGGCUGAGCAUGAAAAGAGAGGUGGUGAUAAAAGAAAUCGCUAAUGCACUGACUCUAGCAGAGCAGAUCCAGCUCUCACUCGUAUCAGAAGAGUUACCGGAAUGGAAGAAAAGACAGCAGAUGGCUUGUAUCGGAGGGCCACCCAAUGCCUGUUUGGACCAACUGCAGAGCUGGUUCACAGCAGUGGCAGAGUGUCUGCAGCAGGUCCGUCAGCAGCUGAAGAAAAUUCAGGAAUUGGUGCAGAAAUUCACCUACAACAACGACCCCCUCACUCUGGGCAAGAGCCAGCUAGAUGAGCAGGCCCUUUCACUCUUCAAAAACCUUAUAUUAAAUUCUCUUGUGGUGGAGAGACAGCCUUGUAUGCCCACACAUCCUCAGAGACCCUUGGUGAUAAAAACAGGAGUUCAAUUCACAGUCAAGAUCAGAUCACUAGUCAAACUCCCUGAACUGAAUUGUCAACUCAAAGUAAAAGUCUCUAUUGACAAAGAUUUAACAGAGAAAGACACGAUAAAAGGAUGUAGGAAAUUCAACAUUUUAGGAACGUUUUCUAAAGUUCUGAACUUAGAGGAAUCCAGUGGAUGUCUAGCGGCUGAAUUUCGUCAUUUGCAAUUGAAAGAGAUGAAAUGUAGCAACAGAACCAAUGAGACCCCUCUUAUCAUUUCUGAAGAGCUGCACAUACUUAACUUUGAAACUCAACUCAUUCAGCCAGAACUGUGUGUUGAUUUAUCGAUCACAUCACUUCCUGUUGUGGUGAUCUCCCAUGUGAAUCAGUUACCUAGUGCCUGGGGCUCCAUCUUAUGGUACAACAUGCUCUGCAGUGAACCCCACAAUCUGACGUUCUUCUUGAAUCCUCCACCAGUGAAAUGGGAGCAGCUUUCAAAGGUUUUAAGCUGGCAGUUUUCUUCUGUCACUAAACGAGCGCUGAACUCUGAGCAGCUGAGAACGCUGGCCGACAAACUUCUCGGUCAUGAAGCCCAAGGUGACCCUGAAGGACUCAUCAACUGGAAUACAUUUUGUAAGAUGUCUCCUAAUGAGAGGGGUCUACCGUUCUGGCUGUGGAUAGAUGGAAUUCUGGACCUUAUUAAAAGACACCUGCUCAACAUCUGGAAUGAUGGGUAUAUUAUAGGGUUUUUGAGUAAAGAUCGAGAGAGGGCUUUGUUGAGUGGCAAACUCCCGGGCACUUUCCUUUUGCGCUUCAGUGAAACCUGUCGAGACGGAGGAAUCACCAUCACAUGGGUGGAGUAUUCACAGAACGGUGAACCUAAGACGCAUUCAGUGAAGCCCUACACUAAAACAGAUCUGGCGUCUAUUUCCUUGCCUAACGUCAUCCGCAACUACACCCUCACUGCUGCAGAGAAGAUUCCGGUGAACCCCCUCAUCUACCUUUACCCAGACAUCCCAAAAGAUGACGCCUUUGGUCGCUACUAUACCAGCUCGUCUGAUGAAGAGAUGGAGAUAGACAAACCUAUCAAGCCAUAUUUAGACAGACGCAUCAUUUCUGUGUCAGAUGAACCUUUUUCAAGACCCCGUAAGUGUUAGAGCACAUCAAGGCAAAACUGAUAUGAGGAAUGUUUCUCCACCAAUGCAUCUAAAUUUAAUCCAGAGCUUUUUAUGGAGGAAAAUGAAUCUGUUUCUAGAAGUAUUGUUUCUGGCACAGAUAUCUAUAGUGAAUAAUGAAAACAAAUAGUGAUACACAAAUGAUUUCUCUGUACUAUAUUAGUGUUAAGGAUCUACUGUACUACAGUUAUUCUCCACCUGUGUGAAGAAGAGGAGCCAUUUCCUUCUGCCAAAUUAUAGAAUAUAUUUAACAGUGUAAUCCUGUUCUUUUCGUUCAUUUGUUUAUAUAAAAAUGUGAACAUAUGGUAAAGAAACUUGCAUGUUGCAUGGUUUUUAAUUUUCUGUGUACUACCAGUCACUAAGAUAAAGAUACUGUUGUGAUGGAUAUAUACAAAUACUCUGAAAAGCUGUUUCUGUGAAGACAUUUGUUUGUGAAAAGGAUAUCCUUCUCUAUCUUGUGAAGCACUUAUUUAUUUUUGCACAUCAAAAUAUCUUUACAUACAAUUGCCUUAAUUGCACAUGUACACACACACCAACCUGAUAUGGUCUUACAGAAAUCAACCUACCUUCUACAGUCAGCAAUACUAUACAGAUCCAAGCCAGGUCCAACAGGCAGUGUUACUUAAUGUGAAGUAAUAAUAAAGACUAUUAAAUGGUUUUUAUUCAUGUAUUAUGCUUUUUUUCAACAGCAGUUUUCUCUUUUUCAUCCAUCUUUUUCUCCUGAUGGAAAUCAUUAUGAAGCUUAAAGAUAAAGUGUGUAAAUCUGGCGCCAAACAGGGCUGCAAAAAUAAAUAACGACUGUUUCCAAACAUA